AGGACAGUUGGCCUCUAGCUGGCCCAGCCCACGGAUUCCUAGUAGAGAGCUCGAACACGUUUGCGACCGCCGGGCCCCUGGCCUCUCCGGCUUCUCUUGCUUGGCUGAGAGAGGGUAACCACGAGAGCUGGCCCAGGGAUGGGUGGCUGAGCCGCCAAGAAGCAGGCCGACCGGCCCCUGAGCCCGGCUGGGCCCCGCCCCGGAAGCCCGGGCUCCACCCCUUCCGCCCCGCCGAUGCUCGGUGCCUUAGGGGUUCGCCAGGUGUUCGCGGUACCGAUUUGUCUCACCUGUCGUUUUAGUGUAGGUCUCUGGCCCCUGCUAAACUCCAGGGUGGUUCUCCUAAUAAGAAGUAGCUGAGAAAAACAAGUGCAAGAUUAUGUUCAGUGAUACAGCAAUAACCUCGCAUGCAAAAGGCCUUGAGCUUGAGCCUCAGCACUGAAAAAAAAAAAAAAUCAAUCCAACAAACAAAAACUGGCUAAAGAGGUUUGGGGAAUGAACAAUUACAUAAACUAGAGUUGGAUAUUAGAAUUUACAAGACCAUUAGUGAUCUCCUACACUGUUUAAAAAUCAAUAAUAGCCAUACAACUUGCAAGGAAUUUGUUUAGUCGUCUUCUCACAUUGGUGUAUCACAGAAUCGGGUGCCACAGUGACCUGGAUUGCAGUGAUUAGGAUGUAUCCUAGCAGUUAAGAAGUGAAAAAUGAAGAAACUAUUGCUUCCCAGCCAUGAGUGAGAAGACUGAUUUUGCAUUCCCUUUUUAAGGAAAAAAAAAGGGUGGGAGUGAAAGAAAAUAAUUGGUAAUAAGGCCUGUGUAGCCAUGGCUAGUUCUGACGUGAAACCAAAAUCAAUAAGUCGUGCCAAAAAAUGGUCAGAAGAGAUAGAAAAUCUGUACAGAUUUCAACAAGCAGGAUAUCGGGAUGAAAUUGAAUAUAAACAAGUGAAACAAGUAUCUAUGGUAGAUCGAUGGCCAGAGACAGGCUAUGUGAAGAAACUUCAGAGAAGGGACAAUACUUUUUAUUACUACAACAAACAGAGGGAAUGUGAUGACAAAGAAGUUCACAAAGUGAAAAUUUAUGCUUACUAACUUUUCUUUGUAUCACUUGACAAUUUUUCAUUGUUUCUAUUCUACAUCAUGUAAAUGUUUGUCAUUUUACAAAAUAAUUCCAAAUGCAGUCUUCCAUUUAAAGUUUUGAAACACAGAAACCAUGCAACUUGUUAUCUGCUGAUCAUCUUGUCCUGUUCUAAAAUGUAAUUGUAGAAGUAUUAAACUUGUUCCUUUGUUGGUC
Messenger RNA from Marmota monax (woodchuck), 1284 nucleotides. It is a transcript of the gene Meig1, whose product is annotated as meiosis/spermiogenesis associated 1. The record is from RefSeq and is a predicted model, not a curated record. The transcript has 4 exons. Lineage: Eukaryota; Metazoa; Chordata; Mammalia; Rodentia; Sciuridae. Gene Ontology annotation, cellular component: nucleus. Bases 816 to 1082 code for a protein of 88 amino acids.